UAUUCUUACUUUAUCGAGCACAUUUUUACAAAGAGUGAAUCAUAAUUUUUUUUCUCUUAUCAUCCUUGCCGCUGCACGCCCGACCUGGUUGAAUCAUUACAUUAUUGUGCUUUAUCGAGUACGUACAGUUCGGCAGCUAAAAUGCCAAAAAGACGUAGAUUUACAAGUGAAAGUGAUAGUGAUGAGCUAACUUCAGAAAGGGCACGGUUAAGGCGAAAAUUAGAACGCCUAGAAACGAAAAGAAAAUCAAAGGGAAAACAAAUAAGGCGUCGAAUUAUCGAAUCAGACAGUGAUGAUUCAAGUGGAAGUUAUUCUUUGGAUCGAAGGCAAGAACUGCAUGAAGUGCAGGUUCACAGGGAAAACGAAAUCCCAGAUAACCUAUGUGAAGAAACCCUGUCAGUAGUGCCUGACGAAGUAUUGAAACUUUUUGGUGAGGAGCCUUUAGGAGAUGAACCAACAUGGGGGGAGGAAGUAAAGUCCAUUAUAGCAGAUCGUUGGAAUAAAUACUUGGUUCUUGGUAUUACCAAGCAAGAAAAGGAGGACUUGAAAAAAAAGUAUCCAGUGCCAAAAAAUAUUAGAUUUUUACAAGGUCCGGAGAUAAAUCCAGAGAUAUCAGAGUCCAUAACUGAUGCUCAGAAAAAUCACGAUAAAUACAUGUCUAUUGUACAGAAUCAACUGGGAAAUGGCUUAUCCGCCUUGGCCAAAGGCUUAAAUGCACUAUUAGUGGACAAAGCGAACGCGGACGUUGGCUCCAAAGUUAUGCCCUGCCUUAUCGAUGCAGGCAAAGUGAUUACUGAUGCUUUUCAUAUGAUAACGAAAAGCAGGAAAUUUCAUAUUGAAGCUAAUCUAAACCCCACGGUUAAAAAAAUUGUUCGUGAUAGCAAACCCGACAAAUUUUUGUGUGGAGAAAAUUUUUCGGAAAAAUUUAAAGAAGCAAAGAACCACCAACGCACUGGAAAAGAGUUAAAGUUUGCUAAGGCAAAUUUUGUAGUAAAUAGGCAGUCGUCUUCCACCACCUACGCAAGAAGCUCAGGUCAAAGUGUAAGGAGGUCCUUAGGAACCAGCCGACUUUAA
This is a messenger RNA of Sitophilus oryzae (rice weevil), 1074 nucleotides long. RefSeq lists its product as uncharacterized. The record is from RefSeq and is a predicted model, not a curated record. The transcript is spliced from 2 exons. NCBI's taxonomy places the organism in Eukaryota, Metazoa, Arthropoda, Insecta, Coleoptera, Curculionidae. Bases 142 to 1074 code for a protein of 310 amino acids.